ACUGAGAGAACACUGCGUGAGGUUUAUCCAGUCCGUACCGUCAGAUGACAGGUCUGGCUGCACUCUCACACAGUGAAAGGUGCCCCGCAUAUCUUGCAUUUUUGUCAGCUGACGCUCUGUUUAAAAUAAAUUUUAAAAAAAACUACAUAAAAGACGGAGCAAAGUAACUGAGGCAAUUAAUCUGUCCGAUGGAAAUGUUCAGCAGCAUCUUAUUUUCCAGAAGCACCCAGUUCAGCUUUGGCGAUCCCAGACAUGAGCUGGUAUUUUCAGCUCUUUCGCUUUCUCCAUCUCGGUGGCACGGUGCUUCUGAUGAUAGCGGCGAGGAGUCAUACACCUAAUUGAGGGUUAGCUGUAUCCUGCCAUCAUUCUCACAUGCUAAAGAAAAAAAAAAUCUAUUUCAUCCAGCUGUCAGCAGGAGCGUCUAUCUUUAGGAGGGAGGAGCGACAAAUGCCCCCAUAUAACCGUAAACAUAAUACAAAUCUUUGUUUCACUAACACACUGUAUUGGAGAGAUUGGCAACAUUCUGUCUGGUGAAGAAAGAAUUUGGACCUUUGUAUGUUUUUAAACCUGACAUUCUGCACUGGAUCACUUUUUUGCAAGGAACGGAUCUUUAUCCACAUCGUAUUGGGAUAAAGGGAAAAUAAAAAAGGAAGACUUGUUAUGUUUUGAAGAAACAGUGACUUUCUUUCCCUCUGUCUUACUUGUGAUUAACUACAGCGAGACGCAGACGGCAACUAAGCCUGGCAAAGAAUAUUGGCUAGGGUAUUGUAUUUAUAGAAGUUUGAUGGUUUCCGCUGCUGCGUGGUUAAGGAUUUGGAAAAGGGUGUAAAGCUAUGCCGAGAAGAAGACAGGUUUUAAUUGAUGAAUGUUUGGUAUAGAGAAGGUCCUAGUGCACGUUGUUUGCACAGAGCGUUCAAUUUCAAACAGAUUGGUCUUACAGGUGUGUUUGUGGGAUCAGAAGGCAAAUUGGAACAUUUGGAGUUACGGUGAUUCACGUGGGACAUUUAAGCCUGAGUAGAGCUUUUAACAAUGGGCUGCUGCAGUGGAAGAUGCACACUUGUCUUUAUAUGUGGAAUGCAACUGGUCUGCAUAUUGGAGCGCCAAAUAUUUGACUUCCUUGGUUACCAGUGGGCACCAAUCCUUAUAAACUUUGUGCAUAUUAUUACAGUGAUACUUGGUGUCUUUGGAACAGCCCAGUUCAGACCAAGAUAUGUAACCGGGUAUGCAGUCUGGCUGGUCCUCUGGGUCGCAUGGAAUGUGUUUGUUAUCUGCUUCUACUUGGAGGUCGGAGACCUUUCAAAGGAUACAGACCUAAUUAUGACAUUCAACAUGUCCAUGCAUCGUUCUUGGUGGAUGGAAAAUGGACCCGGGUGCAUGGUGACUCCAGUGACCCCAGCUCCUGACUGGGCACCAGAGGACCAUCGCUACAUUAGUAUCUCGGGAUGCUUGUUGGAGUACCAAUAUAUAGAAGUAGCUCACAGUACACUUCAAAUUAUCCUUGCACUUGCUGGAUUUAUCUAUGCCUGUUAUGUUGUGAAAUUAAUUACUGAAGAAGAAGAUAGCUUUGAUUUUAUAGGAGGGUUUGAUUCUUACGGUUAUCAGGGCCCACAGAAGACCUCGCAUUUGCAACUACAGCCUAUGUAUAUGUCAAAGUAACCCAAGUGGCUGCCUUAAGAAAAGAAUCAAAGAAUAGUGACCUUCUGUGUUUAGCUUAUAUGUCUUAAAAAAAUGCUACAGUGUCUUAAAAACUGAUUUAAAGAAAGAAAAAAAGAUCCUGUGGUUUAACCUCAAUGACUAAAAAAAAUGCACUGGACUGUACAGAACAAAUCAAGUAGCAAGUUAAACCAGAUGGACUUGAGAGGAUCCAGCAGAACAGUGCCCUCUGGAGGCAUGGUCCUUGCUGUUACCUGUAUCUCCAGUCUGUCAGUUGCUGCUCUCAAUCAAAUAACUUUAAGGUUAUUAACAAUAUUGAUUUUAUAAAGUAAAGAAUCUGUUUUUUUGUUGUUGUUGUAGCUUGAGUAAUACUCUAAGUGCCAAGAUUUAUUAAUAGUUAGAAGAUUGAUGAAUGUCCUUUAGGCAGAAAUAUUCUUGGUUUAAACUAUAACCUGUCACUUUUACUAAACCAAAAAGGUUUUCAAGGUGAAGUUCAAUGGCAACAGACAAGUCCACACUGAUUAAUUGAUUUUACGAGUGCAGCUUUCAACGUACAUUUAGCUGUUGGAAGAACAUUUUAUUUUUUUGCAGUGGCCAAAACAAUAUUUUGCCUAGGCUGAAAAUAAAUUAUGUAAAGCCUUAACAGCACAUACAACUUCAGAAGCAAACCUGAUAUAAAUUAGCAAGGAAAACAUGGGUGAGUCACAGUUUCUCUGUAUUGGGUAAUGCACAUCAUUAUGUGGUGUGAUAAAUGAGUGCACAGACAUGACUGGUGGAUUGACUGAGAAAAAAAAGAAUUGAUAUUAACUUUGGCCAACUUUAACAUAUGUAACAGUGUUUACUCUUUUAUAGUUAAUUCAUAAGUUUAUUAUACUGUGUAAAUGAGUCGUUUUUCUUAAAGCUGUGAAAAAAAAUGUAUUGGUGGUUUCCUGAUAAUACAGUGUUAAGAGGGGAAGUAGUGUGUGAUUGAGUGUACAUUUUAUCUUCCAUGUGCUGUAGCUGAAAACUGUGCUUUGUGUAGUGGGUGGCACGAAACCAUGAAGAACUGAAGAGUAGCAAUUUGUGCUUGUGUUCUCCUCCAGGGAUCUCUUUCCGUGUGUGAAAGGGUUUGUAAAGGAAGGCUUACACUGCAAUCGUCUUCUGCAGCUGUGUCCAUUUAGGGUGGACAGUCUGAAAAUGCAAAUGCUUUCAGGUUGAACAUGUGGAACUACCCCAGUAAUGCUCCAACCUGUUUCUAAUAGUAAACCUGGAACUGAAGUGACAUUUAAAAAGGAAUUCAAUCUGUAAUGGAGUACCGGAAGUGAGAAAUAAAACAAAAAGGCUGCAGUCUCAGUAAACCUAAUUUCAAAUAAAUUCUCCUCAAAAUAAACUUUGGAAGAGAAGCUGCAUAAAGAAUGAUGUUCAAUACAUAGUAGUGGAUCAUUGUGUUUUUAAAAGACUGACCAUUUAGGGGCAUGUCAUGCAAAAAUAUGUCAGCCCAAAAGCCUUGUUGACCUUUUACAUUCAGUGUUGCUGAACUUCUUGUAUUGAAUGUAAUCUGUUUUGCGCAAAACCUCCAUAAUUAAGCUUCAAGUUGGCCAGGUCCCUGUUCACAAUCACGUUCCUAUUGUAUUUCACUGUUGUUAUCUGAAUUCUGGCAUCCAAUUUUUACAGCCCUGUCAUCAUUAAAAUGUUCUCUAAACAUAAAUCUGAAGCCUGCAGAUGAUGUUUAUUUCCUUAUGUAAGCCCUACUGACUUUAUUUAAAAAAAAAAAAAAAAAAAAAAAAAAAAACAUUAUUUAGACUAGAAGCCAUGAGUUUAUCCAGGACAAGUCCAAGAUUUUAAGGAAAUGUUUGUAAAUGCUGUACUCAACAUUCCAAAACAAUAAAAGAGAGUGCCAUAUACAAAAAAAAACUGCAUAUACUAUAUAAAUCACUCAUUCGUGUAUGUUGAGUAUAAUUUACUCAGUCUUUUUAUAUGUACUGUAUAUAAAACUAUGUAUGCACUAACCUCAAUGGAAAUAUACAUAUAGUUCAGGCAUGCAGUUAUCCCCUUAGGUUUGUAAGCUAUGAAAAAUAAGUUAUCAGGAGCUUCAGCAAGUCACUGUUUGCUAUUGAAUGUCCCGCACCCAUUAUAUUCAGUGGUGGUAUCACUACAGUAUGUAAAUAAACUAUUCCAAACCAAUUCUGAUAUUUUGGAUUUAUUCUAGAAUUUAAUUUGAAAUCCCAAAUAGGGAAUUUUUUACAUAAAUGUAGUGCAUACAAUAUUUAUUCAAAUACACUUCAAGCGUAUACAGUGAAAACAAAAACUUCUUGACCUUCAAAAGAACGACAGUUGUUUUGCUCUGGUUUGGCACUAACUUCUAUUUUUAAUUAGUUUUAGCUAUUUUUCUAUUUCUGUUACAUUUUAAAACUACUGUAAAUCUAAUAAAUUCAGUUUGUGAAAGGU
Messenger RNA from Acipenser ruthenus (sterlet), 4080 nucleotides. RefSeq names its product sodium/potassium-transporting ATPase subunit beta-1-interacting protein 2-like. The transcript is spliced from 7 exons. Gene Ontology annotation, biological process: regulation of sodium ion transport. The record is from RefSeq and is a predicted model, not a curated record. Bases 1030 to 1656 code for a protein of 208 amino acids. Lineage: Eukaryota; Metazoa; Chordata; Actinopteri; Acipenseriformes; Acipenseridae.